AUGGAAAAACGGAAGGAAAACAUAAGUAGUAAUUUUAAGAAGGAACAAAAAAAAAGUGAAAGAAAAAAUUUGUUUACAAAAGAAUCGAUAUCAACAACAAGUGGUAAUCAAAAAAUGAAAAAGAAUUCAAACAGUAUUGAAAAUAAAAAUGGGAAGAUUUUAUCAGAGAAAGAAAAAAAAAAAUGUAACGAAAAGGAAAAAAUUGAAAAGGCGUCAACAGAAAUUGUGAUAAGCGAUAGUAAUAACAACUUAAAUUAUAAAAAAUUAAGAAAAAAAUUAAAUAAUCUAAAUUAUAAGGAGUCCUUAUGUCUGUCCUGCACUCCUUUAGUUCAAAUAAUUUUUGAUGACCUAAUUCAGGCAAUUCAAAAUUUUCAAAAACUCUCUGAUAAAUAUGAUGAUUCUCAAAGGAAAUAUAAAGAGUUGGUAAAUGAAAAGAAAAAACAGAAUUCUGAAUUAGACACAAAAGAGGAAGGGAAGAAAAUAAGUAGCAAAUUGUUCUUGAGCGGAGAACACAAAGAUGGCGUUAUCAGUGACGAGGAAAAUGAAGUAAAUAAAAAGAUACAACUUGAGACAGAUCUUCAAGCAAAAUCCAAAGAAUACGAAGUAAAAAUUAUAGAACUUCGCAAACAGAUAGAGGAAGAAUGCAAAUUAAAAGAGGCGUAUAUGAAAGAAAAUAAGAAUUUGAAAUUCAGUUUGCAGAUAUUAGAAAAUAAUAAAAAAGAAAAAUUUGAUGAAUCAACGGAAGAUCUGUCAGGUUAUGAAUUUUCUUCUUGUAACAACAGAACAAAAUCAUUUGAUGAUUAUGAAAUUAAUAAAAUAAAAACAAAAGAAAAAAAAUUAUCCCAAAUGGGAAGCAACAUAAUUAAUGAACACACGUUAUCAUUAGGAAAGGAACUGUCUUAUUACAAAAAUUUAUGUAAAGAGUUCAAACUGGAAAUUGACAGAAUAAGGAAGGAUAAAACUAACGAUGUUAACAAUAGAAUAAAGUAUAUUAGUGGAGAUAAUAGUAAAGCGGGAGUGGGUGAAAAUGGUGAAUAUAGAGCUAUCGAUGAAGAAGAAAAAAAAAGUUCAAAUCGAAGAAGUAAUAACGAUAUAAAUGAGUAUAAUGAAUCUUUGAUAGAAGUAAAAAACACAGAAAUAAAACAUCUAAAGAAAAGAUUAAAUGAAUACGAAAUAGAAAUUCGAAAAUUAAACGAAUUGAGAAUGAUCAAUGAUAUAAAGGAGCAAAAGAUGUAUAAAGACAAAAAAUCAGUUUGCGAAAGUGCUACUAGCGAUAAUUUUAACUUUGAACAUAUGAACUGCAAACUUGAAUUAAUUGAUGAUAGUUCAAGCGAUUAUGUUCAGACGAAAAAUGAAGAUUCCGUGAAUGAUAUCAGCAAUUUGAAUAAAAUAAUAAAAUCCAGAAAUAACGAAAUUUACCAUUUGAAGAAUCGCGUAAUAUUACUAGAAACAGAGCUGCACAUUAAGAAUGAGGAAGAAAAGAAGUAUAAAGAGAAAUUGCAUCUGUUGAAUGGUAAGUUAGAGGGAGAAAAGAGAAAGAAAAAUGUAACAAAUGUAACGAAUGUAACUAAUGUAACGAGUAUAACGAAAGAGAAUAAUGAAUUCGAUUUGAGUGAGGAAACCGAAUCUCUCACAAACAUGAAAUCCCUGAAAAUGGAAAUAAAGUUAAAGAAAAAGGAAGUAGAAGACUUACGCAGUAUAUUAGAGAAAGUAAAUAUAGAACUAAAGGAGGAAAAAAAGAAAAGUGAUAAGUAUGAAAAGCAGUAUAAUGAGGAGAAAAGCGAAAUUGCUAUCCUAAAGGAGGAACUAAAAACGUUAGAAAAAGAAAUAAAAGUGAAAGAAAGUGAAUUUAACUUGAACAAGAAUACUAUAAAUAAUCUAAAGUUAGAAUCAGCCGAAUUCAAUGACAUCAUAACAUUUUCAAAUGAAACAAAAAAACAUUUGACAGAUUAUAUACACAAUUUGUUAAACAAGUUGAGCGAAUCUAAUGAUAAAAUUGAUGAGUUAAAGGAUGGAAAUAUACUACAAAAGCAGAAAAUAGAAGUAUAUAAAAAAGAAAUAAAAAAGCUAAAAGAUGAUUUAAUAGAUUCGAGUAAUCAAUUAGACGAAUUUGCAUCACUGUUAGACAAAAAAGAUGAAGUUAUUGAAAGUUUUAAAGAAAAAUUAGAAAAUUUAAACAAACAAUAUGGUGACUUGACUUUAAAAUAUAAUGAAAUAUUAAAAGAAAAUAAAAAUUUACAAAUAACAAAUUCGUCUCAUAAUGCUAACAGUACCUUAAUAAUUCAACAACUACAACAGGAAAUUCACAUGUUAAAUGUAACAAAUAGUCAUUUAAAAAAAAUUGAAGAAGACUAUAAAAUAAUUUUGCAAGAAAAGACAAUAAUUGAAGAUGCAGCUAUAAAAAUUCAAUCGGAGUUAAAAAAAUCUGUUGAUAAAAUUAAAAAUUUAGAAACCUACAUCCAAACGUUGUCAGUAGAAAUAGCCAAUUUGAAAACACAAAGAGAUGAUUCGUUAGAUGCAUUAACCAAAGUAGCCAUUGACAAAACACAAUAUGAAAAUGAAGUAAUACAAAGCAAAAGUAUAAUACAUGAUUUGAGAAAACAACUUAAUGAUUAUGAAAGCAACGUAAAAUAUGUUCAGAAUAAUAUAAGCGAAAUAAAUAAAAUGCAUAUAAAAAAGGAAGAACAAGAAAUUAUGUUAAAAAAUGAAAUUAAAUCACUCAGAGAAAAUUUAAACGAAAAGACAAUUAAGUUGGAACUGCUACAAGAGAAGGAAAAUAAAUUUGAGCAAAAUACCAUGGCGUAUAAUGAAUUUCACUUGGAAGCACAAAAGAAAUACAAUUCGUAUGAAAAAAUGAUUCAGAAAUUAAAAAAAGAAAUAGACGAGCUAACUAUAAACAAUAAUGACAAUAUUGUUAUUAUAGAAAAAUUGAAAAGUGAACUGGAUGCGCAGCAAAGAAACAAAUUGUGCAAUUUUUCCAACACAUUUUUGAGGAGUGCAGAAGAUUUGGUUGGUACCCACGUUGAGAAUGCUACGAGUAAAGAUAGUCAGAGUAAACUUGGAAAGAGUGUGAGUAGAGACUUGCAUAAUCCUGUUUAUAAUAGUGAAACUAAUAGCAAAAAAAACAAUACUGAUAGUGAACAUGGAGGAGAUGAAAGCAAAGAAACAAAAAGUAACAUACCGAAAGAAGAAUUCUACAAAAUGAAUGGUGCUAGUAAUGCGUAUUCAAAAGAAGAAAAUGAAAUAUAUGAUUACGAUGACGACUUUACAAUUUUUAUCAAUUCGAAUAAAAGUAAUUUUAACAAAAAAUAUAAAAAUAAUACGGAAGAAAGGGAAGAAAUAAAAAGCAAAGGAGUAAAUGAAAAUGGAGUUAUAGACAGCUUGAAUGAUAUACCUAAUGACGAUGGGCUAAAUGAACCCAGUGUAAUAAAUAGAGAUAAAAACAGUGAAAGGAACACGAGUGAGAAUAACAAAAUUGAUCAUUACAAGGAUAAAUUGGAUUCAAUAGGAAGAAUAAAUAAAUCAAUGGAUGAGGGACUGUUAAACGAAUCAGAAAGUUCUUCCAAUAGCAAAAGUUUAAAUAUUGAUUUUUUAUCAUUCAGCAAAAUGGAUAUAAAGAAAGACUUGAUGCGGGAAAAACAUAACAAAGAAAAUGAUCGCUCGAUUUCCUCUUUAAAGGGGUUAACAUUGUCUGCCUUGAACAAUACAAGCAACAACAAUAAGGAUAGAAAUAUCAAUGGCAGUUGGAAAGGUGAGACAAAGGAUCAUACCACUCACAGGGGUGGAAGUAUCCAAAGAGGCGAAAGUAUCCAAAGAAGCGAAAGUAGCCAUAGAAGUGGAAGUAGUCACAUGUGUGGAAGUAAUCACAGGGAUGGAAGUAGCCACAGCAAUCGAAGCAGCAGAAUCAGAAGUAGUAAGCGUGCUAUGAUACUGAAAGACAAGAUGCAGGAUAAGAAUAACGAUUAUUUGGACAGCGAUAAUUCCUCAUCAUACUUGGGAAACCACGAUAUUUCGCUUUUUAACAGCUCAAAGAUAAAAGAUAUUUUCAAUUUGAAGUCGAUAAAUUACGGAGUUAAUAAUAACAAAGGGAAAGGUGAAAAUAGGGUAACAAGAAGAAAUUCUCAAUUAAACGGCACAAAUAAAAACAACACAUAUGAGUUAAAUAGAAGUAAGCAGAAAACAAAAACGACAAAAAAAGAAUCUUAUGAAGAUAUCAUGUUUGAUUUUAAUCGGGAUUGGUUCAGUAGAGAAGCUGAGAAUAGGACAGAAAACGCUAAUGGGAAAAGUACCAGUAGUGUCCUGAAAACAGAACAGAAAAGGAACCAUCAAAAAGGUUUACAAAGGGAUUCACAAAAAGGCCUACAAAAAGGCCCACAAAAAGGUCCACAAAAAGGUCCACAAAAAGGCUCACAAAAAGAUUCACAAAACAAAUACCAUAUGGACGAUUCCAAUUAUACUCUAUAUGAUGAACCAUAUCACCAUAAGGAGAAAAAAUAUAAAAUAAAAAACAGCCAAAAUGGAAAGGACAGUUACGGAAGUAAAUACUACGAAUACAACAUAGACGAGGAUGAUCGAUCUAGAGCUCAUGCAGAUCAAGAGGGAAGAGGAAAAGAUAGUAAUUAUCGAAAAAAUAAAUUACAAAAAUCUAAUUGUUACACAAAAGCUUUGAAAAAUAAUUCUGAGAAUCCUUUAAAGAAAAAGUUAUCGAGCAAAAUAACCCAAUUGGAAACUUCUAGUAAUAAGAAUACAUUAAAAGAAUAUCAAAAUGAAAAUAAAAAAAAGAAUGAUUCUUUUACUAGUUACAAUUCACAGAUGAAUAUAUCUAGAAAUAAGAAAAAUAAAAAGCCAUCUGAAAAUAUUAAUAACAUGGUUUCAAGAAAAGGUGAAAAACAUGAUGAGGACUAUCAUGAAAAUAGUAAGAACGAUUAUAAUGUUGAAGAGGUGGAUAAAAAAGUUUAUAAUUUCAUUUCUCAAACGAGUUAUGAAGCUAACAGUAACACUAGUAGCAUCCUACUAGACUCAGUAAGUUCAGAUUUCGCACAAAACAGUAGUGUAGAACAUUACAAUAAUUCUAGUCCAAAUGAACCAAAUGGGCGAUUAAAUUAUUUAAGUUUUAAAAAGGAGGUAGAAUAUAAUAGUGUGUUGAACAGUUCGAAUGAUUCUUAUAUUCUGAAAGGAGGAAGUAUAUUUAACCAACCAAGCUCUUAUGGUAGAAAUGUUGCAUUAGAUGGAGAGGAUAUAGGAGAUAAAUGUGCAACAAAAGACAGAAUAGACGGAAUAGGUAGAGGCGGGGAUAGUACCCAUAAUAAGGGUCUCAAUUUAAAGAGCAAGAAAAACAAUUUAUCUGCCAGGGAGGAAGGAGAAGACAUCUCCUGUAGCAACAUGAGUUCUCCGUAUGAUGAAAAAGAGGAUAUGACUUUUGAAAAUGUACACAAAAAUGAAGCAAAUAUGGAGAAUAAGACAAAAAUGGAACAAAUAAGUAAUACAUCCAAAACUAAUCAAGACUUGUAUAAUAAAUAUAUGGGUGUUUUACAAAGUUUAAAGAGUGAAGAAAUGGACGCCUCUGUAAAUACAACUAAUAAUCUGACCAUCGAUUUAUCCAAUGAUUUUACGAAAACACAGGAAAAUUCUACCUCCAUUUUGUCUUCUUCCAAGACACUACAAAAAGAUAGCGUCUUUAGUAAUAUAUCGAAAUUUAAAUUUAAUGAAGAAAUUCAUGAGUACAACUGUGACCCAUUGACAAUAAUUAAGCCGAUUGAAGAAUCAAAUAUGGAAUCAUAUUAA
Plasmodium gonderi is the source of this 5784-nucleotide messenger RNA. Its product is annotated as conserved Plasmodium protein, unknown function. The transcript has a single exon. The coding region runs from base 1 to 5784 and encodes 1927 amino acids. NCBI's taxonomy places the organism in Eukaryota, Apicomplexa, Aconoidasida, Haemosporida, Plasmodiidae. The record is from RefSeq and is a predicted model, not a curated record.